AUGAAAACAAACACUAACGAUGGCGGCGCCGGGAAGCGGCCGGCCGAAGGACUUAAAGCAGGAGUGAUCGCUUGAGUUGUGAUGAGACUUCAAGAGCUCCGGUCGACGUGUGGGCGACGACUCGCUCAGUCUUGAGAGAGAAUACCUGGGGGUCUUCGAUCCACGAGCCUGCUGAGGGGUGAACUGUCUGCGACCCGGGCUGUCACUACUGGUCCGGAGCGCAGAACCCUCGGCCGGGAGGCGCAGCUGGCCGGCCCCAGGCCCCUGCCUCCGUAAUGAGAGCCCAGAGCCACUCUUUGUGUUGCAGCUUUGCAGGUGAGGGUGACUGUUGACUAGUGAAAAAAGGGACCCAAGGUUCACGACUAUCUUCUUACUGGCAGUGGAACGACCUGAGGAAACCUGCGAUCCAUUCUCAUUAAAUAAAUCGCUGGAUUCCCAUAGGCAAUGGAAACUGAUAUCAAUUCCCAAGACAGAAAGGACCUGGACAAGUUCAUUAAAUUUUUUGCCCUCAAGACUGUUCAAGUGAUUGUCCAGGCUCGACUUGGCGAGAAGAUUUGUACUCGUUCAUCUUCAUCCCCAACGGGUUCAGAUUGGUUCAAUUUAGCAAUCAAAGACAUCCCAGAGGUUACACAUGAAGCAAAGAAGGCUCUGGCAGGGCAGCUGCCCGCCAUCGGGAGAUCUAUGUGUGUGGAGAUCUCACUCAAGACUUCUGAGGGUGAUUCCAUGGAACUAGAAAUUUGGUGUCUUGAAAUGAAUGAAAAGUGUGAUAAAGAAAUAAAAAUUUCCUACACUGUGUACAACAGACUGUCAUUGCUGCUGAAGUCUCUCCUGGCUAUAACGAGGGUGACACCGGCUUAUAGACUCUCCAGGAAACAAGGACAUGAAUAUGUCAUAUUAUACAGGAUAUACUUUGGUGAAGUUCAGCUGAAUGGCUUAGGAGAAGGUUUCCAGACAGUUCGUGUUGGGACAGUGGGCACCCCUAUGGGCACCAUCACUCUUUCUUGUGCUUACAGAAUUAACUUGGCAUUCAUGUCCACAAGGCAAUUUGAGAGGACCCCACCUAUCAUGGGGAUUAUCAUUGAUCACUUUGUGGACCGUCCCUAUCCCAGCUCCUCGCCCAUGCACCCCUGCAAUUACAGAACCACUGGUGAGGACACUGGAGUAACGUAUCCUUCUGUGGAAGAUUCUCAAGAAGUGUGUACCACCUCUUUCUCCACCUCACCUCCAUCCCAGUGUGUGUUUACUGUUACAAAGGCACAUUUUCAGACCCCUACUCCUGUGGUGACGGAUACCCUGAGGGUCCCCAUGGCAGGACUGGCCUUUUCCCAUCAACUCUCAAGCUCUCGCCUUUCCUAUCAGCCUGCUGCCCUGGGCGUUGGAUCAGCUGACCUGGCUUAUCCAGUAGUGUUCGCAGCUGGCUUAAACACCACACAUCCUCAUCAGCUCAUGGUUCCAGGGAAGGAAGGUGGGGUACCUCUUGCUCCCAACCAGCCUGCCCAUGGUGCCCAGGCUGAUCAGGAGAGAUUGGCAACCUACACCCCCUCUGAUGGGGCCCACUGUGCUGCCACACCUAGCAGCGAGGACACUGAAACCGUGUCGAACAGUAGUGAGGGACGGGCCUCUCCCCAUGAUGUCUUGGAGACCAUCUUUGCUCGAAAAGUGGGGGCUUUUGUCAACAAACCCAUCAAUCAGGUGACAUUGACGAGUUUGGACAUACCCUUUGCCAUGUUUGCUCCCAAGAAUUUAGAACUGGAGGAUGCUGAUCCCAUGGUGAAUCCUCCAGAUUCCCCAGACACUGAGUCUCCUCUCCAGGGCAGCCUGCACUCUGAUGGCUCCAGCGGUGGCAGCAGUGGCAACACCCAUGAUGACUUCGUCAUGAUUGACUUCAAACCGGCAUUUUCUAAAGAUGACAUUCUUCCGAUGGACUUGGGGACCUUCUAUCGUGAAUUUCAGAACCCCCCUCAGCUGAGCAGCCUCUCCAUCGAUAUUGGGGCACAGUCCAUGGCUGAGGACUUGGACUCGCUACCAGAGAAGCUGGCUGUGCACGAGAAGAAUGUCCGAGAGUUUGAUGCCUUUGUGGAAACUCUGCAGUAAAAGCUGGUGUCCUCGAGU
Messenger RNA from Pipistrellus kuhlii (Kuhl's pipistrelle), 2112 nucleotides. It is a transcript of the gene ATG13, whose product is annotated as autophagy related 13. NCBI's taxonomy places the organism in Eukaryota, Metazoa, Chordata, Mammalia, Chiroptera, Vespertilionidae. Gene Ontology annotation, biological process: mitophagy; protein localization to phagophore assembly site; piecemeal microautophagy of the nucleus. The coding region runs from base 445 to 2094 and encodes 549 amino acids. The record is from RefSeq and is a predicted model, not a curated record. Gene Ontology annotation, cellular component: cytosol; Atg1/ULK1 kinase complex; phagophore assembly site. The transcript is spliced from 19 exons.